GCUGAGUCAAUGAUGUGGAGAUCAGAGCUAUGUGGAGGUGACACCGUCUCUUGCAGGACUGCUUGUUCUUCGCAGAAGGCGAGUGAUGCAUGCUGCAAACAGUGUGCGCGUGUAGUGUGAGCCAGAGCCCUCGGUGUAUGCUUGUGUGCGCGUCCGAGUGUGUGUGUGCGGAUAGAGAGAGAGAGAGAGACAUAGACCGAGCCCCUAACACGGAGCAUGCCUCUGCGUCCGGCAGCCGGCAAACAUGAGCCACCCAGCCCUCCACGGCAGGACCAGCAGCAGCAGCAUCACACACACACACACUCACACACACUCACACACCCUCACACACAGGCAGCAAACGGCAACCAGGGGGCCGGCGCUGACAGCAGCAGCAGCUCCCGGGAAGAGGACAGCGGUGUUCCCGUUCCUCACAGUGUUUCAGCUUUUCGUCCCGGCGCAGAGCGCAGCCACAGUGCAAGAGCACCCAUGGAGGAGCCAACAGGCAACACUGUGGUCAUCCGCAUUGGAAUCCCAGACCUACAGCAGACGAAAUGUUUAAAAUUCAACGUGGAUGCUCCAAUCUGGCUGUCCAAGCAGCGGAUCCUUUGUACACUCAACCAGAGCCUCAAGGAUGUGCUCAACUAUGGCCUAUUCCAGCCGGCUUACAACGGCAAGGCUGGCAAGUUUCUGGAUGAGGAGAGACAGCUAAGGGAGUACCCCUUCCCAUCCAUUGCUCCUGUACCUUACCUGGAGUUCCGCUAUAAAAGACGUGUCUACACUCAGACCUACCUGGAUGAAAAGCAGCUGUUGAAGCUCCACACCAAGGCAAACCUGAAGAAGUUUAUGGAGUACGUGCAGCAGAGGAACAUCGAAAAGGUCUCAAGGUUCCUGGAAAAAGGCCUGGACCCCAACUUCCAUGAUCCAGACACGGGCGAAUGUCCUCUAACUCUGGCAGCACAACUAGAAGGAUGUGCAGAGCUCAUCAAGGUUUUGAAAAGUGGAGGGGCACAUCUGGACUUCAGGACAAAAGAUGGCAUUACUGCCCUGCACAAGGCCGUGCGCAGCAAGAACCAUACAGCACUUAUAACGCUGUUAGAUUUGGGAGCAUCUCCUGACUAUAAAGACAGCAGGGGGCUGACUCCUCUCUACCACAGUUCAAUGGUCGGAGGAGACCCCUACUGCUGCGAGCUGCUGCUGCAUGAUCACGCACAGGUCGGCUGCGUGGAUGAGAACGGCUGGCAGGAGAUACACCAGGCGUGUCGCUAUGGUCACGUGCAGCACUUGGAACAUCUGCUGUUCUAUGGAGCUGACAUGAGUGCCCAGAAUGCAUCUGGAAACACCGCCCUGCACGUGUGUGCUCUCUACAACCAGGAUAGCUGUGCACGAGUUCUCCUGUUCCGGGGGGCAAAUAAAGAGAUAAAGAACUACAACAGCCAGACUGCUUUUCAGGUGGCUAUCAUAGCAGGAAACUUUGAUUUGGCAGAAAUUAUUAAGGUCCACAAAGCAUCAGAUGUUGUGCCUUUCAGGGAGACCCCCUCCUACACUAACCGUCGACGUGUGAUUCCUGGCCCCCUGCCCUCUCCACGCUCCCUGCUGCGUUCCGCGAGUGACAACAACCUGAACGGGGACCACGAUCACAUUCACGUUCAGGCCCCCCGAGAAGCCCGUGGCCGACAGGGUCACUCCCCUGUCCCCUCGCUGCGCAGCCUGCCGGCUUUUGGGCAACAGCACAGCAGCCUUGGAGAGAGUCGUCAUGGAGAGAUCCCUGACAGCAGUCUACAGAGUACCGGCAGCUCCAGAUCCUCCCAUUCCCGCUCACCUUCACUACAUCACAUGCAUGAAGAUGACAAGCCAAUACCCAGACGCUCCCACAGCCACGGCUACCCUCACGGACAUGGCCCUCGUGGAAGACUCAGCCCCGGCUCAGUGCAGCGAGACCCAAGCCCGCCUCAUCACACCCCUCCAGCACUGACAGGCCCCCGCGGGCCCAAACGGAAACUCUACAGUGCUGUCCCAGGACGUACUUUUAUAGUGGUCAAGCCCUACACGCCACAGGGGGAGGGAGAGAUCCAACUUAACCGUGGAGAACGGGUCAAAGACUAUGACUGUAAUGACGUAGAAGUGCUGAGUAUAGGGGAAGGAGGUUUCUGGGAAGGCACGGUCAAAGGGAGGACAGGCUGGUUCCCAGCAGACUGUGUGGAAGAAGUUCAGAUGAGACAGUUUGACCCACGGCUAGAGACUCGAGAGGACCGCACCAAGAGACUGUUCAGACACUACACCGUGGGAUCUUAUGACAACUUCACCUCAUACAGUGACUAUAUCAUAGAGGAGAAAAAUGCUGUUUUACAGAAGAAAGAAAACGAGGGGUUUGGCUUUGUCCUGCGGGGAGCCAAAGCCGAGACUCCCAUUGAAGAGUUCACCCCCACCCCAGCGUUCCCUGCCCUGCAGUAUCUGGAGUCUGUGGACGUGGAAGGAGUGGCCUGGAGGGCUGGUCUGAGGACAGGGGACUUCCUCAUUGAGGUAAAUGGGGUGAACGUAGUGAAGGUGGGCCAUAAGCAGGUGGUGUCCUUGAUCCGGCAAGGGGGCAACAGACUGCUGAUGAAGGUGGUUUCUGUCACGCGCAAACCUGAGUCGGAGGAAGUCGUUCGCAAGAAAGCCCCACCACCACCCAAGAGAGCUCCCAGCACCACCCUGACACUGCGCUCUAAGUCCAUGACUGCUGAGCUGGAGGAACUGGCUUCUGCUCGGAGGAGAAGGGGAGAGAGACUGGAUGAAAUGUUGGCAUCCCAGGAGUCAAUGUUGCGUUCUCAGCCCUCUGAGGCAGAUUACAGAGCUGCCACUGUCAAACAACGGCCUACCAGCAGGAGAAUAACACCAGCAGAGAUCAGUUCACUGUUUGAGAGACAAGGGAUGACUCUACACGGAGGUCUUCACCCAGGCAUUGAGAGAGGUCACAUACCACUACCAAAGGGCAUGUCCAGGACAAAGUCUUUUGGUGCCACUGAGGAGGAUCGGCUGUCAGCCCUUGCUGGCGAGCACAGAUUUCCCCGCAGUUCUUCUAUGACAGACAGCCUCCGAGACCAUGCACAGCCCCAUCCUAUCCCUCCACCCCCACAAACGGCACCUCCUCCUCCACCCUACUACCUGGACACUGGUCCUCCCCCAGCUUUCUGCCCCCCUCCUCCACCAUCUAGGACUCAGAGUCAGGGCCAUGAGCCUGGAGGACGAUCCAGCUUCAAGCCAUCCUCUUUGGACCUGCCUUACGAGGCUGCCCAGCGACAGGCCACACAUCUUGAGAGACAGAAGAAAGCCCGCUCCAUGAUCAUCCUGCAAGACUCUUCCCAUCUACCUGUAGAACCGACGGAGAUUCCCCGACCUUCUGCUGCUACUCCACCUGAGCGAAUCAAAAGGAAGGGUCGGAUUAUUGACAACCCUUAUGCUAAUGUGGGUCAAUUUAGCAUUGGACUAUACACACCCACCAAGCCCCAAAGGAAGAAAAGUCCCCUGGUGAAACAGCUACAGGUAGAAGAUGCACAAGAAAAAGCUAGUUUGGCCUUAGCUGCUGCCCACUCACGAGAGAGCUCACCCUCAGGACGACACCCGCAUACCCAUGGGCACACCAGCCGUGCAGACUACUACCAGCAUCAGCUGAUGGCUGAGCGAGAGCGCUUGCGUGCCCAAGGAGAGAUGAUGUUUCAGGGUAAGGGCCCCUUCGCUGCUGCAAUUGCCGGAGCAGUCAAAGAUCGUGAGCGCCGCCUAGAAGAACGGAGGAAAUCCACUGUCUUCCUUUCUGUUGGGACCAUGGAGGGGGCGUCAACCACCAGCUCUGAUUCCCCCUCUCUGACUCAGUCUCACUCCAUUGACGAGCGGAUGCUGACCCGAGAGCUGGGACAGCUGCCUCCCCCUGCCUUGGCUCUAAGCCCCUCGCCUAGUGGUACCACCUUUAUCCACCCACUUACAGGAAAGCCCCUGGACCCCAAUUCACCACUGGCUCUUGCGCUGGCCGCAAGGGAGAGGGCAUUGACAUCCCAGUCCCCAACUAGCAGCCCAGAGCCUCGGACUAAACAAGAGCGAGCAGGCCAGGGUGUACUGUUCUUUGACACGCAGACCAAAGAGUCUCCACAUGGGGAAGGGGUACCUGCAUCUCCACCUUUUUCACCUAAAAGCGCCAAGGCAGCAGGGUAUGGGGCUGGAUCCUCCCCAGCUUCAAUUUUAGUUCCCCAGCCCACUAAACCACAGUGGGCUACAUCACAGUCACCUGUAUCAUUCCGGCAAGAAAUGGAGGCCAGAAUAGAGGAAAGGAAGGAGGAGAAGAGGCUAGAGGAUAAAAAAAGUAUGCUUAUCAGCAUUAUGGAUACAUCCCAACAAAAGACAGCUGGGCUAAUUAUGGUCCACGCUACUAGUAAUGGACAGGCUGUGGGGAUAGGUUCAGAACUAGAGGAGGCGCCGACCACAACAUCUGUCGAGGCCAGUAAAUCACCAACUCCGCGGGCUAAAUCUCCCAGUCCAACGGCCUCCUCACCCCAGGCCCAGCCCCAGGCCCUGCCUCAAACUCAGCGUCCUACCAGUCCAGCCCAAGAGAAGAGUCUGGCUCAGGGAAGCUCAGAGGAGGAUGUGGAUCCAUACACGGUGACCCUGCCCCCUGCCAUGUUAUCCUCCAGUGAUGAGGAAACAAGAGAGGAGCUGCGUAAGAUCGGAGUUGUUCCGCCGCCAGAUGAAUUUGCUAACGGGCUGCUGGCACAGGCACAGGGGACGCCAGUGUCCCCAACUACACCUGCCACCUCCUCCACGACCCCUACAACACCAACGCCCCAAACUCCCUCAACCCCAACAACCCCAGCUGUAACCCCGACACAGCCCCCACCUCCAGCCAGUGCAGUAGCUGUCUCAGGGAAGCCCUCUGAACCUCUGGAGCCCCCACCGGUGGGCGAGUCUGGCUCUGCGGCUGACUCAGGCGUGGAGGAGGCUGACACACGCAGCUCCAGUGAGAGAGAGCGAGACCACCAUCUCGAGACCACCAGCACCGUCUCCACAGUUUCCAGCAUGUCCACAUUGUCCUCAGAAAGCGGCGAGCCUGCCGAUACACACACCACGCACACCUCCUAUGCCGACGGGCAGACUUUUGUGCUCGACAAGCCGCCAGUGCCUCCUAAACCCCGACUCAAGUCCCAGAUAGGAGGCAGUAAAGGCCCCGUCACCUUCAGGGACCCUCUGCUGAAGCAGAGCUCUGACAGUGAGCUGCUAUCACAGCAACAGGCAGCUGCCCUGGCUGCUGCUGCGGCUGGAGGAAUUGGGCUCCCCUCAGGUGGUUCAGCCUCAGUGACUGGCCUCGCCCCCACCAAGCCUCGCUACCUCUUCCAGCGGAGGUCCAAGCUUUGGGGGGACCCAGUGGAGCCCCGUGGCCCGGGAGUGGGGCUAGGUAUUGGGAGUUUGGGCAAUCUUGGUGGGCUAGGGUUGGGGCUGGGUGCAGAUGAGGGAACAAAACCGUCUGUUAUGGGAGAGCUCAGUUCACGACUACAGCAGCUAAAUAAAGACACUAGGUCACUGGGAGAGGAACCACUGGGAACAUCACUUGACCCAGGAAGGAAGUCACCUGUGGCAGGUGCCAGACUUUUCAGCAGCCUAGGCGAACUCCACACCAUUUCUCAGAGAAGUUAUGGAACCACAUACACCAUCCGCCCUGGCAGCCGCUACCCCGUCACCCGACGCACCCCCAGCCCAGGUUCAGGAUCACCCGAUCGGAGCGAUCCUCUCGGACGAUUCUCCAGCUUUGGCCUACCCACCUCGCCGACGACGCCGCCGCAAACCAUCCUCAAAUCCUCUAGCCUCAGCCUGCCCCAGGAGCCCAAGGAGGUCCGCUUCGUGAUGAGGAGCUCCAGCGCUCGUUCCCGCUCCCGCUCCCCGUCCCCGUCCCCUUCGCAUUCCCCCGGCCUGGGGUCGCCGCUUUUGGCCCUUCGGCCCUUCCACCAAAAACCCCUCCACCUGUGGAACAAGUACGACGUUGGGGACUGGUUGGAGAGCAUCAACCUGGGGGAGCACAGAGCGGGCUUUCAAGAACACGAGAUCGAAGGCUCUCACCUCCCGGCUCUAACCAAGGAGGAUUUCGCAGAGCUGGGGGUGACACGAGUCGGACACCGCAUGAACAUUGAGCGAGCGCUGAAACAGCUGCUGGAGAGCUGACCCCUGCCCUGAGUCACAGCAACAGACGAAGGAAGCUUAAGACGGUGAGACGCAGAGCUGGUGAACACGAGAGAAGCACUAGUGGCCGCUCCUCUUUUACUCUGGCUGCUUUUAUGUUUGGCAUCACAAAUGUUUACCUGCAGUCCUUAGUGACUCUUUACGUUCCCGUUCUGCAUCAACACCCUGCACUCUGCACUGCACUGAAGAGGAGGAGUCAAUACAUUCGCCCCCUUCUACUCCACCCUUAGUGUCUCCUUGCCUGCAGCCAAUUAGAUCAGACCUCAAAACAAUAUCUGGUCUUUCUCUGCUGAGGAGAAUCGCAUGAGCUCCAAUUAAAACAUUUGAUUUGUGAGCGGUUCAGUUGUUUCCCUAGAAACACCCACACUUUCUCUCCCACUAUUCCCUCCUCUCCUCUCUACCUCUACCCCCCAUCUGUUAGGCCUCUGAAAGCCUUUUGCAGUUUGAGUAAAGGAGGAGGAGGGAGAAUUUUUCGUUCCAAACCGAAAGCUCAGUUGCCUUUCAAAAAUAUUUAUACAGAGAUCAACAAUGACGAACACAGCGCUAUGGACAUAGCUCUGAAAAGGUGUGUCUUCUGUAUACCUGCUGUUGUUUUUAAACCGAAGACUUUAGAGCCCAGAGGUGGAGCUCCUCAACGUAAACCACGGGAGAAACCCCUCUGCCUUGGUACCCAGACUGUGCUAUCUAUUAUAUUUGGAGAAUGUUUAACCAACACUCGUGGCUUUUUUCAUAAUCAAUUUUUUGGUUUUCCAAAGGGAAUAUUAUAUAUAGGUAUUAUAUGAUAUAAUAUAAUAUAUAUAUGUAUCUAAAUAUAGCUUUCAGAAGAAAAGACAAUGUUGCAAAGAGGAAAUGUAAUAAUUAAUCCGCACCUGUUUUUGGUUUUUAGUAUAGAAGGCAGAAAGAAAUCUUUAAAUCUAUUCCACCAAUAGUUUACUCAUUUCUACCAAUUAUAUACAUACAUAUAUAAAUAUAUAUAUAUAUAUUUGAGAGAAAAAAAGUAUAUAGAUAUGGAUUUGUUUUUUUUGUUUUGUUUUGUUUUUUUUGUCAUACUUUCCUGGUCACCCUUUCUUGAAACGUAGCAUGACGAGUUGCAUCAUGUUUUGGACGGAGAGUCUGUUUGUCUGUUUUUAUUUUCUUACGGUCUUCCUUCAUACUAAAGGGCAUCCCGUAAUGUGAGGCUGAGACCCCCCCAGACGACACCCGUCCCCACUGCCUCAGCUACAGGCCCGUUGUGGUCCACGGCCCAGCUAGCUGGUUGAACGAGGCUCUUCAUCUUAUGCCUGUUUAUUAUUAUCACUCAGGGAUGGAAGUUUGGGGCACCGGCAUGAAGAGAUAGUCGGCUGUUUUAAUACCAUUUAAACGAUUCUAUUUUAGGACAAAUAAACACCAACGAGACAUAUUAGAGUGCUAGAAAAAAUUUCCAUCCCUGUGACUACCCCCUUCGCUCAGGCCAGGUCACACAAGGUAAAAUAAGUAAACACAGUAAAGAGGGAACGCAUCACUGGCUCAGUUUACAUGGAGCAACCAUGAAGUGGUGCUGUCCGCUGUGGAGCGUCUUUAUGAUACCAGACACUGCAGGACAUCCUCAGAAGGACCAUGUCCAUUCUCUGAUGAGUCUGAAAUGUUUUGGAGGCACAAAGGAAGACCUACACAAUUGGAAAGUUGGUCAUAAUGUUAUGCCUGAUCAGUGUUCUCUGACUGGAUUGUUAUUCUGAUUACUGAAAGAAUACUAGGGCCCAUGUAAACAAACGACCAGAUCUCCAGAAAAUUCUCUAUUUAACUUACAAAUCAAAUCCAUGGUUAUGUUCCAAAUUUGGUUUCAGCAUUUAAGUGCUCAGACACUUUCCAUUCAAGCUUAAAUGAGCUGAGUGAGAUAUCUGUGUCCCUCUGAAACACCACUGCAGGAAAGGUCUGUAGCUCCUCAGGCUGUGGGGAUGGGAAAGCCUCUGCAAGGUCUUAAGAAAAAUUCAGUAUUUUACAACCUGGCGGUGUCUUGCACCCUUUGCUGCUUUCCUCUAUCUCCACCAUCGUCUUAGUGAGGAAAAUAUUACCAUGAAAAGCAGCAGCAGGCAGAACACUCCGAAAAAAAGACCCAGGUUGUAAAAAAAAAAAAAAAAAAGAAAAGAAAAAAAAUGAAUUUUUCAUUAACAAUAUAAAUCUACAAUUGUACUCAUGAGUAGCUUCUGCUGGCAGUGAGAAUCAGUGAGUUUUAUUAACGCUACAAAAUAAAAGCAUUUUUUUUUCAUAGCUUUGGUCUGACAGGAUGCCAGGAGGUGUCUGAGGAGCCCCUGGACAUCAGCACCAUCCAGUCAGUUUGCCGGGCGAAGUUUAACUUGGCAAAAAAGCUGUGCACUAUUUUCCUUUGUUUAUUUUUAUUUUUUUUGCUAGCAGUUUUGGGAUGUAGGAAUAGCACUCACUGCCUCACUGUGACCUCACUGAUUAUUUUACUCCAGUGUUACGUCCUUCUCGUUCUUUUUUUCGUUUCCUUCGUUUGUUGUUGAUUUGUUACCCUCGGACACUGUGGGUAGAUUUUGUAGCGUGUGGAACAUGAUACUUAAAUCUUUCACUCAUUUGAAUUUUAGAGUGACAGAAGAAAAAAAAAAGAAAAUAUAUCCUGUCCAUUCUAAACAUACUUACACUUGUAAAAAUGAACAAAUAUUUGCUUUUUUAAAAAAGAAAAAAAAUCACAAGCAAUGUAUAUAUGAUAGAUUUCAUAUAAAUUUUUGAAAAAGACAAAGUAUAUAGAUCUAUAUAUGAAUGUUUGGCAUAUAUGCAUAGUUAACCACCUGUGGAAAAGGUGAGCAGAUUUUAUUCUUUCUAUGAACUCUUGAACUUUUGAACUCUGAACUAUGAACUAGGGGAUGAUUUGCACAAAACAAGGUGACAAGGUGCUAACAUAAAAAGCCACCCAUCGUUCAAGCGCAUGCGUGCAUCUGGAUUCCCUUAAUAUCUCUCGUGUGGUCGUUCCUCUUCACAUGCGUGUGUGCGCGACUGUCUGUGUAUGCGUGCAGGUUUCCAUUUUCUCUUUUGGGUGUGUUUGUCUGGGAGUGCGACGGUGAGCGAGUGCGUGGGUAACUUGUUGGGGUUUACAUCUUCGGAGUUAGUCCACUAUAGCCUUACUGUAUUACCAUCAGAGAUUGCCGGCAGUGGCUGUGUCACACAAACACACACACACA
Messenger RNA from Mugil cephalus (flathead mullet), 9356 nucleotides. It is a transcript of the gene shank3a, whose product is annotated as SH3 and multiple ankyrin repeat domains 3a. The record is from RefSeq and is a predicted model, not a curated record. Gene Ontology annotation, molecular function: ionotropic glutamate receptor binding; synaptic receptor adaptor activity. Gene Ontology annotation, cellular component: dendritic spine; postsynaptic membrane; postsynaptic density. The transcript is spliced from 26 exons. Lineage: Eukaryota; Metazoa; Chordata; Actinopteri; Mugiliformes; Mugilidae. The coding region runs from base 217 to 6162 and encodes 1981 amino acids.